Lachancea nothofagi CBS 11611 is the source of this 3306-nucleotide messenger RNA. The record is from the annotation of a GenBank genome assembly. Lineage: Eukaryota; Fungi; Ascomycota; Saccharomycetes; Saccharomycetales; Saccharomycetaceae.
AUGGAGCAAAAUACUGGAAAUAAUGAAUACCCUAGUGUAAACUGGAGCACGACCCUUGAUAUUCCGCUGAAAGACUCGGAAGAAGUGGUGAGCAUUGAUCUAGUUAAUGAUCUUCCAGAGGACCCCGGGGACUUAAAAACACUACUAGUAGAGGAAAACUCGGACAAAGAACACUGGCUGGUGAUUGCUAUUGCGUACAGUCAGCGGGGGUUGCUGAAGGAAUGUAUAAGUUUGUUGCAAAUGGCCUUGGAGGUCUUCCAGGGCCCACAGUCGGGUCCACUCCAUACGUGUUUGACAUGGGCGUAUUUAAAACAAGCAAAGCAACAAGGUAUGCAGCAGGCGGAUCAAGAGUUAAGUUUGACCCAAGCAGAGCACCAUCUCAAAGAAGCGAUUGGCUACGAUCCCUCGGGUGUUGGAAACAUGCUUGCGACAAUAGACCUAUAUUACCAGCGCCGUCAGUACGACAAGGCCUUAGAGACAUCUGAGCUGUUUGUUCGCGGCAUCCACGCCGAGGACCAACGUCUAGGACGCUUGUCUAGACCAAAUGUGCUUUUCUUGCUGGUCAUGGCCAAGCUUUUCUAUCAAAAGAAAAACUACACUGUAAGCUUGAGACUUUUCCAAGAACUUUUGGUGCUUAAUCCGGUUUUAAAGCCUGAUCCAAGAAUCGGAAUCGGUAUGUGCUUUUGGCAGCUCAAGGACCACAAGAUGGCAAUUCGUUCUUGGAAGCGAAGUCUGGAGCUGUCCCCUGAAAAUGCUAACCUCCAAAUCUUGCUUUUACUAGGCGACUUUCACUCGGCAUUGACACAAUCGGAAGACGACGACGAGUUUAAGCAGAAGUAUACUCUCGCACUCACACAAAUGGGCCAAAUAAUGUCUUCAAACCUGCAAAAUCCAGCUCUUUUAGUGCUGUAUCAAGCGUACUGCUAUCUUAAAUCGGAUCACCAAAAAAGUAUAGAAAUUUACGAGAAGCAAGUGUCCCCCUUUGCCUCCGGAAUCUCCGAUACCGUUUUGUCUGAAUCCGCUUUCUGGUGCGGAAGAGGUUACUAUGCUUUGGGAGAGCCUCGUAAGGCGUUCCAUUUUUUCCAAGAAAGUUUAAAAGCUAACGAAGAGAAUCUUUUGGCCCGCUUUGGCUUGGGUCAAACGCAGAUACAAAACAGCCUGAUCGAAGAAAGUAUUCUAACUUUCGAGAACCUCUACACAUCGCAUGAAAACUUACAGGAAAUUAACUACGUGCUAGGACUGCUAUGUGGCGCGAAGUGUAUGGAUUCCAAGACCUCUGCUGCGAUGUCCCCUGUAGAAAGGAGUAAACUCCUGGAAAAGUCCAUCAACUACCUGGAGAAAUACAUCAAACUCACUAGAGCGAAAAAAAAUCAGCUGGUCAUCUUAAAGGCUUACUUAGUUUUAUCUGAGCUCUAUCAACUUCAGAAUUCAUACAAGCAAUCUUUGGAAGUGUUGUCUCGUGCUGUCGAUCAAUUGGAAGCUGCUGGUGAUAACUCCAUACCUCUCGAAAUUUACAAUAACUUGGGUUGCUUUCACUUCAUCAAUGGUGACAAGACAGAGGCCGAUAAGUUUUUUGAGCAAGCUUCUAAUUUAUCAAAAAUUGACGGCGACAACAAGGCGGUUUCAAUUACAAUCCUAUACAAUAAUUCGAGGUCCGCAGAAUUUGAAGAUACGGAAAAGGCCAUUCACAAUUACCAAAGUCUUUUAGCAGCUCAUCCGGGUUACGUGCAUGCGAGAAUAAGAUAUCUUUCUUUAAUGAUAAUGAAAUCAAAGGGCGAAGAACUUGACGAGCAAGUGAACGAGUUGUUACAGCAAAACCCCUCAGACCUUGAUACACGUUCUUUCUACAGUUGGUUUUUAAAAAAUGGUUCCAAGUCGAACAAGAAUGAGAAAACUGAGAAGUUGGAAACGAACCACAAUCGUGAUACCCUAACAAAGUAUGACUCUCAUGAUGCAUAUGCGCUAGUUUCUUUAGCAAACUUGUAUGUGACUAUAGCUAGAGAGUCCAAAAAGUUGCCAUCGUCAAAAGAGCAAGACAAAUCAAGACAAUCUUUCGUCAAAGCCAUUCAGCUGCUCCAAAAAGUCUUACAAGUUGACCCUUAUAAUAUCUUUGCCGCGCAAGGAUUGGCUAUCAUAUUUGCUGAAAAUAAAAGAUUUGGGCCAGCUCUUGAAAUCUUAAGAAAGGUCAGAGAUUCCUUAAACAAUGAGUCUGUUCACAUUAAUUUGGGUCACUGUUUACUAGAAAUGCAGGAAUAUGCCAAAGCUAUCGAAAACUACGAAGUUGCAUUCAGACAAUUUGCAAAUGAAGCUAGUAAACCUCUGCUUUUGAACUUACUUGGACGUGCUUGGUACUCUCGAGGUGUGCGGGAAAAGUCGUUAGAGUGUUUCGAGAAAUCUCUAGAAUAUGCUCAGGAAGCAUUAGCUGCCGAGUUACAGAAGGAGAAUGCUGCUAUGCUACAAAGCGUUAAGUUCAACGUUGCAUUACUGCACUUUCAGAUCGCAGAAACUCUGCGUAGAAUGUCACCCAAGGAGAGGACCCUCGCUAAGCUGGAGGGCGCUUCUUCGGGCCUAGACACCGCAUUGAAUCUGUUCAAAGAAUUGAUUAAUCAAAAGUCUACCAUCAUGCCUAUAGAUGAACUUGACCAGCGCUUGCAAUUGGGUGAAACUACAAUGAAGAGUGCACUAGAAAGAUGUGUCACUGAGCAAAAAGACUAUGAAGCUGAAGCGGCUGCAAAAUUGGCCAAUGCCAGGAAGACAUUCGAAGAAAGUGAGACGAAAGAACGUGAACAUCGCAAGCAGUUGGAAGAGCAAGACCGUAUACGGAUUGCAAAACAAACUGAAGAGUACAACAAGCUUCAAGAGGAGGCGCGCAAGUUGAUGGAAGAGCGUAAUGAAAUGAGUGCAAUGGAGGAAGAGAAAGAUAAAAAUCCACCGCUGAGCGGCGACGAAUAUUCUCAAGAAAAUGGCGAAAACAAGAAGAAGAAAAGGGCAAAGCGCACCAAGAAGUCGGACGAAUCAAAACAAGCUCCUAAAAAAAAGAGGCGUACCAAGAGAGCAGUAGUCGACGACGAAGACGAAAACGACGACGACGACAAUGGUGGAGCAAAUGAUGAACCUGAUGUUGGCAAAGAAAGUUCAGAAGCGACGAAGCCCGGAAAAAAGACCAAGUCGCCUUAUCUUUCGAAGGAGUUCAUCGACGAUAGCGACGAAGACGAUGAAGUUCCUGCGGAGAAUGCAGAUGAAAAGUCCGCAGAGCCUACGCCGAAAACUUCUGACGGGGAAAAUGAAGAGGAAACUUUGUUUUGA